Messenger RNA from Oryctolagus cuniculus (rabbit), 3843 nucleotides. It is a transcript of the gene C12H15orf40, whose product is annotated as chromosome 12 C15orf40 homolog. Lineage: Eukaryota; Metazoa; Chordata; Mammalia; Lagomorpha; Leporidae. The record is from RefSeq and is a predicted model, not a curated record. Gene Ontology annotation, cellular component: cytoplasm.
GCGCAGAGGGCUCUUCCGGCGCGGGCCGCGCUGUGGGCGCCCGCCCGAGCGGGCAUGCUGCGGCUGGGCAGCCGGCUGCGGGGACCUGUGGCAGGCCUCGGCGUCAGGGCCGACGCUCGGCUCCAUUACGGCGCCGGGAUGCCCAAGAAAGCGGGUGCGACGAGCAAGGGUAGAAGCCAGAGCAAGGACCACGAGGCACCGCUUCCUCCCUCGGGUCCCGUGGCCGUCGAUCCUAAAGGUUGUGUCACCAUAGCCAUCCACGCCAAGCCCGGCGCCAAGCAGAACGCUGUAACAGAUUUGACCGCUGAAGCCGUAAGUGUCGCCAUCGCAGCGCCUCCGUCGGAGGGAGAGGCCAAUGCUGAGCUCUGUCGCUACCUCUCCAAGGUCUUAGAGCUCAGGAAGAGUGACGUGGUUCUGGACAAGGGUGGUAAGUCUCGGGAGAAGGUGGUGAAGCUCUUGGCCUCUACAACUCCAGACGAAAUCUUGGGGAAAUUAAAACGGGAAGCUGAGAAGAAGUAAAAGCAAGAAAUGAAAAAGUCAUCUGUGAGGAAUUUACUGCUAAUGAUGAACAGACUACUAGACAGGAAAAAAUGUUCAGAUGCACAGAAUGUGGGGAAAUGCAUGUGUGUGUAUUAAAUGUAAUAAGCCUCAGAAAAAAGUAGGAAGCUUGAAAGUUACUGCACACUGAAUACAGGUUCAAAACCCCCAAACGACCUGGAACACCUGACUGAUUUCACGGCAUCACCAGAUAACAGCGGGAGAAUGUUCCAGAGGACCGGCUUUGCCCCUUGCGUCCUGUGAUGGGCUUCCGGUGCCCGCAAGUGCUCCAGGUCGCAGCGUGCAGGGUGGCACUGGCGGCCGGAUGCCCCACCCCUGGCUGAGAGCAUCACCCUGGCUGCACGCGGACGUGGAAUCUCCGUAGCAAGUCUGGAGCCCUGGGGCCGCCUCAGUCCAGUUUACCAGAGACAGGAAAACCAGGCAGGCACUGCUCUGAACCUUCGCAUUUCAGCACGAUACUACACGCAAAAAUGUGUUUUCACAACAAUUUUGAGCAUCUUGUGAAAACGAAUAAUCGAGACCUGCAGCUUCACGUUGACGAUUUCUGAGGAGACACUGAACUUCCUGCCUCCUCCAUGGUGACCUCGGUCAUCGAGCCCGGCAGUUCUUGGGGGUCUCCGAGGACCCCGCAGAGAAACACUAGGACUUGGAAGCGGUUUUCCGUGUGUGUAGGGGCCCAUCAGAAGCUCCCUUGCCCUGCUCAUCAGCGCUGAUGCGCAGUCCUGUGCCUCGUCUGAUAAGUGCCCGAGAAAAUGUGCUCACGGAGAAGCGCGAGGACAGCAUCUGUCAGGCCAGUAGUAAAGAUUCUUGACGGUGAAGGAGCUGGAAGCCGCCCACCGGGCACAACUCUUACUUUGUUGCUGGGAACCAAGGGCGGGAGACGCUGGAUGGCGUGUUCAGGAAGGCAGCACGCAGGAGCGGCAGGCCUUGACUUGGGCUCGCUGCCUUGUCUUACACUGCUGUCCUUGUCUACACCGCUGUGCGAUACUGCCCACAGAGGUGCUUCUGUUCUACACGGUCUGGACUCAAGUCACCCACUCUUUCCCCUUACUUUUUAAAGAAAACUUCUAAAAGUUUGUAUUUGAAAGAAAGAGUGAUAGAUCUGCCAACUGCUGGUUCACUCCUCAGAUGGCCACAACAGCCUGGGCCCAGAGCCGGGAACUAGCUCCACGUCUCCCACUGGGCGGCAGGAACCCAAGUACUUGAGUCACCCUCUGCUGCCUCCCAGCCACAUUAGCACGGAGCUGGACUGGAAGUAAAGAUGACACUCAGUCCCAGGCACUCUUACGGGGUGUGGGCCCCCAGACAGCGGCGUAACCAGCUGCGCUAAAGCACUCACCCCUUUCUAAUUUCAGUCAAAGCAUAGUUACAUUUAUGGGGUACACUGUAAUAGUUUGCUACCUGUACACGAUGUGUGCUGAUCAGUUCAGAGUGAUUCGCAUUUCCAUCUCGUUAACACUUGUCGGUUCUUUGUGUCUGGAACCCACAGACUCCUCUCUUCUAGUUCUUUGUUAAACACAUCCCCACCCUUUCCCCACACUGUCCCAGUGUGUGCCAUAAAGAUAUCGGACUUGGGUUUUCACAGGGUCACAGGUAGGAUGCUUUCCCUACAAGUUCCAGAAAAGCCCACCUGGCAAGCAGUAAAGGGGGUUAUGAGCUCACACACUGGCGAGGUCCAGAGGCAGGGUGCGCUUAGGUGUUGACACCGCGGCUCAGUGAUGUCAUGGAGGACCCACUUCCUGCUCUGGCUUCAUCCUCGGGUCAGCCGCCCUCUGGAGGCAAAGGGCCAGGGUUCCAGGUUUCACAGACUCCACUCGGGACAGCUCUGGUGUGUCUUUCCCAAAGACUCAGCCUCGUAAUUCACACCAGGGCAGAGGAUGUGGGAUUCCAGGGAAAGCCAUGCUACAACACGAGUCCUCAAUCAGCGGGAAAGUAUGAAGAAAGGAGUGGAUGCUGGUUAGCAACUAGCAGUUUCAACUACAAUAACCUACUUCAUUUAAAAUGGCCGUGAGCCGCCAUCUGAGGCUCUGGCCCCCGUGGCCACCUUGCGCAGUAAGCUUCGGUCCUAAGCCCAUGGCCCAACCACAGGUGUCCGCUCCACCCCCACCCUAACGGGAUUCGCUGCUCCUGCUUCCCUGCCCCCUGGCAAACGUAUAACAGGACCCACUUCCAGCACGCAUGCUCUCUCCCCUCCCCCGGGCCCAUCAGGUUUCCCCCACCUGACAGUAAACCUUUCCUCUUUAAAAAAAAAAAGUGACCGUUAUCUAACAUGGAAACUUUUCCUCAGUUUUUAUAAGAAACUGAACAGGAUCCUUUAACAGAGUUACAUCCCAGUGAGGCUCUGUCAUCGAAAGCUUGCAGGAGGUAGGAGCUGGCCCAGAGACAGGAGAACAGAACCUGAGGCGGCCUGCAGCAGUCUGACCACGCCCACACAGCUGCUCCUCACUGGGGAUAUCAUGGCUAACGCCUGGGCACCUGGCCUGCUGCAGGAGUUCAGGCAAUACAGCUUUCUUCAGCUGGGCCCUGGUUUUCCUCCGCGAACACAGAGGUAGACCCAGGGUGGAGGACAGAAUUCAGACUUCACAUGUGCCUCAGGCCGGGUCUCGAGCCUGGGCCAACCCAUUCAUUUCAAGUGAAUACUUUCUCUACUGUGUCUGGAGAGACCUGUUAUUACCUGCCUUUGAAUGAGAUUGGAAGGACACCAGCUGUGGGGACUGGUAUGUUCUGUCUGUCAUCUGUCACCCCCACCCUAAUAACCAGUCCUGCAAAACUGGCUACCAGUUUGUUAGCGUGGUGACUGACUUGCCAGUCCACACUGGCUGUUUGGCCUCCGCUGACAGCUGGCUCCCCCUGUCCUGAAGGCAGGCAGAGAUUUUGGCUCCUGCUUCUGGAGGGCCAUCCCAUACUCCUCGGGAUGGAGAGAGUAGAGGAUGUAGUGGCACCUCUGUGGUGUUGGAAGUUCCGGAGGGCUAAAAUCCACAAUGUUGUACUAGGCUAAGCCUCCACUUGUGCUGCCAUCAUCCCAUAAGGAUGCCUGUUCGAGUCCGGGCUGCUCCUCUUCCAAUCCAGUUGUGCUAAUGGUGCGGGAAAGCACAUGAGGAUUGCCUAAGUGCUUGGGCCCCUGAUCCCACGUGGGAGACCAGAGGAGGCUCCUGGCUCCUGACUUCAGAUAGGCCCAGCUCCCGCUGUGGUGGCCGUUUGAGUAGUGAACCAGCAGAUGGAAGACCUUUCCCUCUCUCUCUCCGUAACUGCCUCUCAGAUAAGUAAAUAAUCUUUAAAAAUAAA